Molecule: messenger RNA, 2445 nt
Organism: Uranotaenia lowii
Lineage: Eukaryota; Metazoa; Arthropoda; Insecta; Diptera; Culicidae
Product: protein Shroom-like
Exons: 1
Coding region: 1-2445 (814 amino acids)
Source: RefSeq, a predicted model, not a curated record
AUGAAAGCGGCUAGCAGUGCUGCCAAACAACAAACUCCAGCAGCUGCCAAGUGUCACCGGCCGAAGGCGUCACUCGAUUGGGACACGCCAAGUACCGGAACGGGAACAAUUCGUCGGCAAUUUUUUGCAACAACGGUGGACAAAAUUCCGACCAAUGCAGAGCGGCAACAAAGCGACCAUGCCAGGGGUCAGGAGCCAUCAGCUGGCUGCGUUACUCCUGGUCCAGCGGACAAGCAGACAGGUUUUCCUAAUCGAGGAAACGUAAGUGCCGUUGCCACGGGAAGACAGUCGAAAAUUGCCGUCCUGCGGCAGCAACAGCAACAGCAAAAGACUGCUGGAGGUGACAAAAAAUCACCCAAAAGUCCACCCGGGUCGAAAAUUUCCGUCUUUCAGAAAACAACCAAUCUGCUCAGUAAAACAACGACGACAGUCACGGGCGACAAUAAACAGGGGAAUCAACAAAAACUAAAAAACAACAUAAUCCCCCAGAAAAAGCUAGUCAAACAGCAAUCAGACGUGGCCGUAACGGAAAAGUCGAGCGGCGAAUCAGGGGAAGGCGUUCUCGCCGGCAGGGAGAAGAAGAAAGUCUCCUUCAUCCCCAGUCUGGCAACCGCGGAGGGUGCGGGUGGAAUCAAAUCGAGCACGGUGAAGGCGAUUGUUCGUUCCCGGAUUAACAGUGACAGCGGAGCGAAGUUUAAAGAACUUUACCGGGAUUUUCCGGCAACUCAGUACGCGUCAACUGGCUGCCUGUCAGAGAACGAUCAAAGUAAUCCAGGUCCGCCACCAUUGCCGCCAUACCGUGAGCCACCUCCGCCGCCGCCUACUUUGACUAGCGUUAAGGUGGAAGUCCUACAGCAGCAACAACAGGAUUUAAUUUCAAUGGAGCAGCCAGCGGGUAAAAAUGAAGACAUCCAAAGCCAUCCCUCCAAGCCAUCCAAGCUCAAAGCGUUCGGUUUGGGAAAGUUGAUGUCGGGCACAGGGGCAACACAGAAGGGCAACAACUAUGUCACACUGCCACCAUCGCCAAAAAUGAGCAAAAUGUCUUCCAAAGAGAGCGUGUCUGGAGGAACUCCUCCACCUACUCCUGCACCGGAAGACGCAUCUCCGGCCAGAAGCACCCCAGACCUCAAGCAACCUUCGCCCGACGACAUUCUUACGAAGCCGGAAUUUUCUUCCCUGGUUUUGAGAAAUCUACCGGUGCGUCAGAAAAAAGGGGCCGUACCUCAUUUAGAAAAUUAUUGCCUAUUUGAUCCUUCCGUUGACUUUUUCAACGAGAAAGAACACAAAAUGAGACCCAUUCCCGAGACAGUGGAACUGGCCGAUCCCGUCCUGUAUCAGAAUCCCUUGAUUUACGAUGCAGUUGACCGUGAUUCGGAUAAUUAUUUCACCAUCGAGCCCGAAUCAUACGACGUGGAAGCCCGGAAUCGUCUUUCGCUCGAGAAAGUGGAAGAAAAAAUCGAUGAAAUCUUCAAUAAAACCUCGCGCACUUCGUCCUCCUCGAGUGGAUCCAGUCCGGACUACCCGUCGAUGGUGAAUUCCGUCAUCGAGACUCCCUCGUCCAAUUUGGAAUCAACCGAUGAAAGUGAUUACGGCUUCCGGAACCGCCUAAUUGGCCAGCUGCAGCAGGUUGUCCCGAAAUCGAUAUCCGGUGGUGCAAUCAGCGGAACCGAAGAUCAAAGCCAGGAAUCGUCCUACUACGGCGUGGUAACGAAAACAGCUGUCAGUCAGCUUCAACUGCUCCGUCAACAGCUCCACAUGAAAUCGGCCUCUCUUCCCAACUCUCCCCUGCUCAAGCAGAGAAAAUCGGAUGAAUCAUCACCAUCCUCAUCUCCCCCAUCAACUCAAGCACUUCCUACAGCAACUGGCCCGGAACCGGCCCAAGACACUUCCUCCCCUAUCGCUAGCCCACCACCACCUGCCCCAUGUAACUCCCACACAUCACUGCCAUCCUCACCAAAAACGUUCACCAAAAUAAAAUCCCUCGCGGCACCCGGACCAGCGACGCCCAGCACUAGACUUCACUUUCUGCCCCUGUUGUCCCAUCUCGAGGCGCUCAAAUCUAGUGUUUCACUUCCGCAUCUGCAGCGACCAGGCACCGGAGCCAUCAGCAAACAACAGUCAACUGGCAGCACUGCCCCGCCCAUCUUCAAUCGGUUGCGCAAACAGCGGCCCCUUUCCAGCCACAGCGAUGCCGAUAGUGGCUUCCUGAGUCCGGUCACUCCGCCCGAUUCCGGCGGCAUUCAGAGUCAGCUUUUACUGGUUGCCGCAGCCGCAGUCGAGCAGAUUUCCUGCUCCGAAGCGCAGUCCUGUGGCAAUAGAACUGGCAACAACAGUAGCAAUAGCAACAGCACCAGCAGCAGUGAAGUGAUCGUUUUGGAACAGUGCGACAGCAUCCAGGAACUGAUUCAGGUGAGUGACGCAAACGACUGUAGAUUCAAACGAUAA